Messenger RNA from Drosophila ficusphila, 481 nucleotides. RefSeq names its product calmodulin-related protein 97A. The transcript has a single exon. Gene Ontology annotation, molecular function: calcium ion binding; enzyme regulator activity. The record is from RefSeq and is a predicted model, not a curated record. NCBI's taxonomy places the organism in Eukaryota, Metazoa, Arthropoda, Insecta, Diptera, Drosophilidae. The coding region runs from base 1 to 447 and encodes 148 amino acids.
AUGUCUGAGUUGACGGAGGAGCAGGUGGCCGAGUUCAAGGAUGCCUUCGCUCAGUUUGAUAAGGAGGGCACCGGGAAAAUUACAACCCGCGAACUGGGAACCUUGAUGCGCACUUUGGGCCAGAAUCCCACGGAGGCCGAGCUGCAGGACCUGAUCACAGAUGCCGACAACAACAGCAACGGGCUGUUGGACUUCACUGAGUUCUGUGCCAUUAUGGCCAAGCAAUUGCGGGAAACCGACACCGAGGAGGAAAUGCGAGAGGCGUUCAAGAUCUUCGAUCGCGAUGGAGAUGGCUUCAUCUCACCUGCUGAACUCCGCUUUGUGAUGAUUAAUCUGGGCGAGAAGGUCACCGACGAGGAGAUAGACGAAAUGAUCCGUGAGGCCGACUUCGAUGGAGAUGGCCAAAUCAACUACGAGGAGUUUGUGUGGAUGAUAAGCCAGAAAUAGUUCGAGAAUUAAAUUGAAAGGGGUCACUGCAAAA